Molecule: messenger RNA, 414 nt
Organism: Camellia sinensis
Lineage: Eukaryota; Viridiplantae; Streptophyta; Magnoliopsida; Ericales; Theaceae
Source: RefSeq, a predicted model, not a curated record
AUGGAGAUACUGAUGCGAGGAAGUGUUGUUUUUGAACUUCGGUGGAGAAGCACUGCACCCUUUAUUGGGAAAAUUAGAGGAUCACAUCUCUUGGGUAGAGCUGAGAUUCCAUGGAAAACUAUCUCCGAGACCCUGGAGAUGGAAAUUGAGAAAUGGGCAGUCAUGGUUCCAAAAAGUAGACGCGUAUAUGAAGAUAUCAAGCCACCUGCAGUGCAAGUAGCAAUGAAGCUUAAAGUUCCGACAGUAAAAGAGGCGAUGUCGGUGCCAGUGCCGGUGUUGAUGCCGAUGACGAUGAGGAAGAGGAGAAAUAAUCAAAGGGUGACAAAUUCAGAUGAGUGUGGAUGCAUGGACGUUGGGUGCAAUUGUGCAGAUUAUGAUAUGUUUGCACUAGGUGCAGCUUUGGAUGGCUUUUAG